Messenger RNA from Solanum verrucosum, 808 nucleotides. RefSeq lists its product as uncharacterized. The record is from RefSeq and is a predicted model, not a curated record. The transcript has a single exon. The coding region runs from base 27 to 806 and encodes 259 amino acids. NCBI's taxonomy places the organism in Eukaryota, Viridiplantae, Streptophyta, Magnoliopsida, Solanales, Solanaceae.
CUCUUUCUCUCUCUGCUUUUGCAGCUAUGGCGUCUACAGUAACUCGCAGAUUUACAACCAAACUUCUUAGAAAUCCUUCAUUCCUCAGAGAUUCCCAAAUAAACCCAAAACUCUCAACCCCCUUCAAUUCGUAUGUCAAAUCAACUCCUUUUAUCCAAAAUCAGCCACCAUUUCUUGGUAUGGUUCAAAAGGAAAUCAGUUAUUCUCAGUAUAUGGAGAAUCUCAAAUUUCAAGCUCAUGGAUUAGCGUUUCCGAAUCACCAAAACCCUCUUAAGAUGAACCCCAGAUACUUUUCAUCUAGUAAUGAGGAUGGUGGAAACCCUAAAAGCCCUAGUGAGUAUCCGAGUGAAAACCCUGAAUUUAAGCACCAGGAGAUCACAGGACCAACUGUUGAGCGUGACCUUACGCCACUUGCAAAUGAGACCCGUGAAGUGCUUGAGAAAAUGCUUAAGACAAUGUAUAGUUUGAGCAAAGCAUUUGCUGUACUUGGGCUUAUUCAUCUUGGUUUAGGAGCUUGGCUUACUUACAAGACUCAGUCUUCCCCAAUUCCUGAGAUCUCAAUACAAAGUUUCUUGGCUUUUGGGUUGCCAUUUUCCUUGGCAUUCAUGUUGAGGAGAGCGCUGAAGCCGAUUUACUUCUUUAAGAAAAUGGAAGAACAAGCUAGGUUGCAGAUUUUGACUCUUACUCUACAGGCUGCUAAGCAAUUGAACUUGUUGUUUGUUCGCGCUCGAGGUGUUACUUACUCAUGUGUUGCUGUUACAUCCCUUGGAUUGAUCCUUGUUGUAUUCUCUAGAUUGAGUAAUUAAUU